Messenger RNA from Scomber japonicus (chub mackerel), 3963 nucleotides. RefSeq names its product nuclear receptor binding SET domain protein 2 (gene nsd2). Gene Ontology annotation, molecular function: histone H3K36 methyltransferase activity; protein binding. Bases 1 to 3963 code for a protein of 1320 amino acids. Gene Ontology annotation, biological process: regulation of DNA-templated transcription. NCBI's taxonomy places the organism in Eukaryota, Metazoa, Chordata, Actinopteri, Scombriformes, Scombridae. Gene Ontology annotation, cellular component: chromatin; nucleus. The record is from RefSeq and is a predicted model, not a curated record. The transcript is spliced from 21 exons.
AUGGACAGCAAAGGUAGCUCCCUGCCUUCGAUGCCUGAACUAGCCAACCCCAUAAGCAUGAAGCAGCCCCCAGAGUCCCUCAGUGUACGGAAAGGUCGUGGGGACAUGGGCAGUGAUCCCGCUAUGCUAAUGGACAAAGCUGCUGCCCAGCUGGCCGCCACACUACAAGACGGCGUCCUGCAGAAGAUGGCUGGCCACAGUCACAACAACCACAGCCAUGAGAGGCUCAAAGACCUCACCUCCCGUGUGCUGAACGGGGAUCAAGACACGCUGCCCAAGCUUUGUGCUCCGGAGCCACCUAUGCUUAAGGGUGCUGAAGCCCCUGCUACCAACGGCACCCAUCAGCACAAUUGCCCGCCACAUACAGAGCCUGAACCCGAGCUGAAGGUGAUGAUACCCCAGGUGGUCCAGCAGCCACUGUUUGAGCCAUGCUGUGCCAAUGGGACGAGUUUGUCCACCGUCACUGAAGGUACACUAUCUGGACCCGACAAGAGAGAGGAUGUGAAGAAAAGGAGGGGCAGACCUCACAAACCAAAACCUCAGUCAAGCCUCAGUCCCUCGGCCUCCCCUGUGGAGUCAGCUGACCACACAUUUACUGUAGAGGGAACUGGAGCAGCAGAUGAGCUCGAUCUCAUGCCGGAGUUGACAACAGAGGAGACCACAGAUGUCUCUCCGCUGUUGAUCCGCUUCUCUGUUGGUGAUGUGGUCUGGACCAAGGUGUCAGGAUACCCCUGGUGGCCUUGCAUUGUGACCACAGACCCAGAAUUUAACAAUCACAUCAAACAGAAAGCAGCCAGCAGCAGGUCGGGCUUCUUUUACCACGUGCAGUAUUUUGGAGAUGCCCCUGAGAGAGGCUACAUCUUUGAGAAGAACAUUGUGUCCUUUACUGGUGAGGAUCAAUACCAGGAGCUGAGCCAAGGCAACAAACAGCCAGCCUCCCGUGUCAUCCACAAAAAGACCGCUCCUUCUGUUCCCCGUAAACUCCAGGCUCAGUGGAACAUGGGCAUCGUUCAGGCCAAAGAGGCCCUCAGCCUGUCGCUGGACGAGCGCAUGACAAACUUCACAUAUCUGUAUGAUGACGACGGGCCUCAUCUGAACCCCCACAUCCUGGACAAGCUGGAGCCAGAAGCGGGCAGCGAGAUGAGCCAGGAAACGGAGUCACGGCUCAGCCCAGACGAUCCCACCACUUCUGCACCAGACAUACAAGCUGAAUCAGUUGAACCUCUGAAGACAAAGAGAAGAUCCAAACAGGCUCAGUCGCCCACAAAGACCGUGGGGAGAAGGAACAAACCUGCAACGGAUAAUAACACGUCUGACCCCGCCAACAAAAGGAAAUCCAAGAUAGUUUCUUCAACAGACGAUAUUUUGGAGCCAGUCUCGCUUCCAGUUUCAGUUCCAGGGAAGAGGCAGCGGAAGACGUCCACCAAAAGGCCGCUAGCAGACGCUUCAGUAGAAAAGGAGCAGCAGCCCCAAAAGAGACGUAGGACGAGUAAAAAUGCUGAAAAACAGGAGUCAACUUCAGAGGGAACGGAGAAAAAGCAGAGAAGAAGGAAGAAAACCGACAAAGACGUAAAAGUAACGAAGAAGCGAGUGAGAAAGUCAAAAGCUGCUCUCGCUGAUGACCAAGACGCAGAGAAACCAAAGCGUAGGAGGAAAAGGAAACAGGAUGGAGAGAAUCAGGUCACGCCCUCCAAGGCAAAGAAAAGGCGAUCUUCCCCGUGUCCUGAGCCCGAGGGCUCUGGGAGCGAAGGACGACCCGAUUCUCCGAGUGACAGCUUGGACGGGAUAAAGAAGGGUGAACGAAAGAAAGAGUUCGUCUGCCAGAUGUGCGAGCAGGCGGGUGAGGACCUGGUCCCCUGUGAAGGCCAGUGUUGUGGGAUGUUUCAUCUCAGCUGUUUGGGUCCGUCCCUCAAACCUGACGAGAAGCCGCUGUGUCAGGAGUGCAGCACAGGCAUUCACUCGUGUUUCACCUGUAAGCAGUCGGAGGGCGAGGUGCGCCGCUGCCACGUCCCACACUGCGGCAAAUUCUACCACGAGGAGUGCGUCCGCAUCAGCCCCCUCACCGUGUUCGACAACAAGGGUUUCCGCUGCCCGCUCCACACCUGCCUGAGCUGCCACUACGGCUGCCGCACCAAGCAGAAGUCCAGCAAGGGGAGGUUGAUGCGUUGCCUCCGCUGCCCCGUCGCGUACCACGUCGGCGACCAGUGCGUUGCCGCCGGCAGCGAGAUGAUCACCAACACCGCCAUAGUCUGCACCAACCACUUCCACGCCAAGAAGGGCUACAGCCACCACAGCCACGUCAACGUCAGCUGGUGCUUCGUCUGCUCCAAAGGAGGGCAGCUGCUGUGCUGCGAGUCGUGUCCGGCAGCUUUUCACCCCGACUGCCUCAACAUCGCUAUGCCUGAUGGGAGCUGGUUCUGCAACGACUGCCGAGCCGGGAAAAAACCCAAGUACAGAGACAUCAUCUGGGUCAAACUGGGAACAUACAGAUGGUGGCCUGCAGAGAUCCACCACCCCAGAAACAUCCCCACCAACAUCCAGCACCUUCGCCACGAGAUCGGAGAGUUCCCCGUUUUCUUCUUUGGCUCCAAGGAUUACUUCUGGACUCACCAGGGCCGAGUGUUUCCCUACAUGGAGGGAGACCGAGGCAGCAAGCACCAGAGGACCGGCAUCGGCAAAGUCUUCAAGAACGCUCUGUUAGAGGCUGAAGUUCGAUUCAAGGAGAUCAAACUGAAACGAGAAGCCAAGGAGGCGCAAGAGAACAACCGAAAACCACCUCCAUACAAAUUUAUCAAGGUGAACAAACCUUACGGGAGGGUUCAGGUCUACACCGCCGACAUCUCCGAGAUCCCCAAGUGUAACUGCAAGCCGACGGACGAGAGGCCGUGCGGGUUCGAGUCCGAGUGUUUGAACCGCAUGCUGCAGUACGAGUGUCACCCUCAGGUGUGUCCCAACGGGGAGCGAUGCUGUAACCAGGACUUCACCAAACGUCUCUACCCGGAGACCAAAAUCAUCAAGACGGUCGGCAAAGGCUGGGGUCUCAUCUCCCUGAGAGACAUCAAGAAGGGCGAGUUUGUGAACGAGUACAUCGGGGAGCUUAUCGACGAGGAGGAGUGCAGGGCGAGGAUCAAAUACGCCCAGGAAAACAACAUCAUCGACUUCUACAUGCUCACCAUCGACAAGGAUCGGAUCAUUGACGCGGGUCCGAAGGGAAACUACUCUCGCUUCAUGAACCACAGCUGUCAGCCCAACUGUGAGACGCAGAAGUGGACGGUGAACGGCGACACGCGGGUCGGUCUGUUCGCCGUCUGUGACAUCCCAGCAGGGACGGAGCUGACGUUUAACUACAACCUGGACUGCCUCGGCAACGAGAAGACCGUCUGUCGCUGCGGAGCCCCGAACUGCAGCGGCUUCCUGGGAGAUCGACCGAAGAACUCAAACGGGCCGACAGCCGAGCCAAAAGGGAAAAGGUUGAAGAGAAAGUACAAGAAGAGGCGAGCGGAGGGAAAGAAGAAGUCAGAGGACGAGUGUUUCCGCUGCGGAGACGGAGGCCAGCUGGUGCUCUGCGACAAGAAGACCUGCACCAAAGCGUAUCACCUGUCCUGCCUGAACCUCACCAAGAGACCCUUCGGACGUUGGGAUUGUCCGUGGCACCACUGCGACGUCUGCGGCAAAAACUCGGAAGCUUUCUGCCAGCUCUGCCCAAACUCCUUCUGCAAGGCUCACCAGGAGGGGGCGCUGCGUCCGUGGCCCCCGACGGGACAGCUGUGCUGCCAGGAGCACGACGAGCUGGACGGAGACGACGGCCAGGACCAGGACGACGAAGCCUCCGAGACCACAAAAGCGACGGCGUCCUCCACCUCCGCCUCCAGCAGCAGCAGCCGUCCUCCGAAAGGCUCCAGGAAGGGAGACGGAGCCGAGGCCAAAACCAAGGGCUCAAAGAGGAAAGCAGCAGAGGCUUAA